Messenger RNA from Jaculus jaculus (lesser Egyptian jerboa), 1109 nucleotides. RefSeq names its product opticin (gene Optc). Gene Ontology annotation, molecular function: protein binding. Bases 12 to 983 code for a protein of 323 amino acids. The record is from RefSeq and is a predicted model, not a curated record. The transcript is spliced from 6 exons. Lineage: Eukaryota; Metazoa; Chordata; Mammalia; Rodentia; Dipodidae.
CCCAGGACCUCAUGAGGCUCCUAGCUCUCCUGAGUCUACUGGCCCUGGUGCUGCAGGGGGCAGGAGCAGCCUCUCUCCCAAAGGAGAGAGGAGGAGAAGAACAGAGUCCCGGGGAAGGUGAUGCUUAUGCCAUUCUGCAUGUGGGGAACUACAUGCUGAGCCUGGAUGACUACAGUGAGCUCAUAGACUUGAGCACCUACGAGGAGCCCGCAGACCAUGGGGACCAGCUUUCUGAGGUUAAGGUGAACAGCCUGGCUCUUCGAACAAGUGCCAGUCCCAUCCAGAGCACCACGGCUCUGAGGACAUCAUCAUCAAAUCCCACAGUGCCUACACCUACUGUGACCAGUCAACUGGAUCUGCCCACCUGCCUGGUGUGUGUGUGCCUCGGUUCCUCUGUGUACUGUGAUGAUGCGGACCUGGAGCACAUUCCUCCUCUGCCCCGGAUGACCACCUACCUGUAUGCCCGUUUCAACCACAUCAGCCACAUCCGGGCUACAGACUUCAAAGGGAUGACAAAACUGAAGAGGAUCGACCUCUCCGGCAACUCCAUCUCCUCCAUCGACAAGGACGCCUUCCACCUGCUGCCUGCCCUGCGGGAUCUGAUCCUCCCAGAGAACCAGCUGGCAACCCUGCCCAUGCUGCCCCACAGUGUUGAGUUCCUGGAUGUUCGCCAGAAUCGGCUGCAGAGCUCAGGGAUACAGCCUGAAGCCUUCGGGGCCCUGGAGAAGCUCCAGUUCCUCUACCUGGCAGACAACCUGCUGGAGUCCAUCCCUGGGCCUCUGCCCCUGAGCCUGCGCUCACUACACCUGCAGAAUAACAUGAUAGAGACCAUGAAGGAGGACGCCUUCUGUGACCCCAGGGAGCACAGACACACGCGCAGGCUGCUGGAAGACAUCCGCCUGGAUGGCAACCCCAUCAACCUGAGCCUCUUCCCCGAGGCCUACUUCUGCUUGCCUCGGCUCCCCCUGGGCCGCUUCACUUAGCUGCUACUGGUUCUCUCCCCCCAGGCAGAACCCUCAGAGGCCCGUUGAGGGCGCAACAGCCCCCUGCAUCUGCAUAGCAGCCUUCAGCCCAGGUACUGGACAGCCUCAUGAACCAUUUGUAAACAC